Messenger RNA from Aspergillus glaucus CBS 516.65, 2127 nucleotides. RefSeq names its product Kelch motif domain protein. Bases 1 to 2127 code for a protein of 708 amino acids. Gene Ontology annotation, molecular function: protein binding. NCBI's taxonomy places the organism in Eukaryota, Fungi, Ascomycota, Eurotiomycetes, Eurotiales, Aspergillaceae. The record is from RefSeq and is a predicted model, not a curated record. The transcript has 3 exons.
AUGAACCAGUCUUCUGUUUCCGGCCAGCAGCCGUAUAUCAUGCCCUCCAGUCCUGCCGCCGCCGGUCGGAAUAGUGCGGACGACCGCCCGAGCAUUAAAAAGGCUCAGGGCCAUGUCCCCGCAUGCUUGGUCAAUGCUUCCGUGACGUAUGUCGGAAACGAUCAGAUCUACGCCUUUGGAGGGUUUGAUCAAUACACCGAUGAAGUGUACAACCACGUUCUGAAGCUGGACCUACAGACCCUUCGUUGGGAAUUGGUGGAUAACUAUGGGGAUAUCCCCGGAGUUCGCAUGGGUCACACUGCGACCCUCUACCAAGGUGACAAACUGAUUGUAUUUGGAGGAGAAAACGAACAUCGCGAAUAUCUGUCCGACGUCGUCAUCUUUGAUAUCCCCACCUCCACUUGGUCACAGCCAGAGAUUCGAGGCCCGAUCCCACGAGGAAGAAAUCGCCAUGCUGCCGUGAUUUACGAGGAUAAUCUGUUCAUCAUCGGUGGAGUGACGGGAGAGCACAGUGUCAUUCUCGACAAUCUGACUUACUUGGAUUUGAAGACCUGGACCUGGUCUCGGACCUGGAACUUCACUCCCCGCUUCGAUCAUACGGCAUGGGUCUGGGGUGGCCGUCUCUGGAUUUUUGGAGGACUUGGCCCGGACAUGGAGCGGACAACCGACAUCUGGUGGCUCGAUCUCAAAAACUCUCCGUCUCUUGGAAUCGCGGCGUCACAAGGUACCGUGGAUCUCCCCGCCAUUCUCAGCAACAGAAUGACUUAUGACCCAGGCGCGACUUCAAGUAAUAGUCCGUCGCAGCAGCUGCCCGGUCGGUCCGGUAGCUACGCACCAAACUCUGGCAGUGUCCAAGUUCGCAAUUUGAACCGGCGCAAGCCCGCUGCUCCAGGCGCCGUAUCCUCCCUUCGGUUUCAGUCAGGUCCUCACGUUCCUGCACUGUUUUCGGGGACUCAUUUCCAGGCGUAUGCCUCGGGCGUGCUUCUCGAUCUGAUUACUCCAUCUGAGACUGUGCGAACAUAUGAGUGUAAUUUAUCUUUGUUAGAACUCGAUACCUUGCGCUGGCAAAGGUUGGCAGAUGGACACGAAAUCUUCAAACCGGGUUAUCGGUGGCACUACUGCACCGUUAAUACAGAUGGCACAAGAGCUUGGUUGCUUGGGUGUGACCUAAACGCCGGAGCUGGACAGGGAGCCAGCGAUGAGAACCACAUGGGUGAAAUCCUUUGUAUUGACUUGAAGAGAUACGGGCUACUGGGAAACGAGAUGGGGGCCAUCUCACCGGAUCAACGAAAGACACUGGCUUCUGAAUCCGAGCCCUCAUCUCUUUCGGGCCUGGGGGCAGAUUUAGCUGCUGUCUUCGAUCAAGCACCAGAAUCUGGCAGCGGUGCUGACUUUAUCAUUACCGCUAACCGCGAUGAUGAUGGAGACCCGGAUGCCAUGGUAGAUGCCUCGUCCUCGUCACAGUCCGAGACUACUUUCCUAUCACCGAAUGCGGAUACGUCGCCUCCGAUUCACGUUCAUCGCAUUAUCCUGCAGCUGAGGUGGCCCCAUUUCAAGCGACUCUACUCCUCCAGAAUGGCAGAAUAUCACGCAAACAGGAUGCAUAUCCCUGAGCCCUACUCGGUCGUCCGGGCCUUUCUGUACUACCUUUAUACAGAUAGCAUAUCCGGCCAUCCAGAGUACUGCUCUGACAUAAUCGAUGUAGCAGGGAUGCUCGUGAUGGCAAAUCUCUACGACAUGCCCAAACUCCGUCUUCUGUGCGUAAAUCGGCUAAGUCGCGAACUUGAUGUCGAAAAUGCAGCCAUCGUCUGGGAACGAGCGGGUCGAACAAACGAAGAAUGGCUGAUGCGCCGUGCUGCGCAAUUCUGUCUCGCGCAUUGGGGCCGCAUCGUGCGGACAGACGGCUUCAAAUCUCUAAGCAAACAGAGCAUGAUCGAGCUUUGCGAAGUGGCUGACACUGAGGGACGGAUCAUAACAGGAUCCGAACUGGAAAUGGUGGGUGUCUGGGGGACGGAUGCGCUUGGUUUGAAUCGGGAUCUUAAGCGGCAGCAGCUGGCGCUUGGUAAUGCUGGUAUGGAUGAGGAUGAUUAUGACGGGGAAGAUCUCGAGGGGAUGGAGAUUUCAUAA